Molecule: messenger RNA, 788 nt
Organism: Cydia amplana
Lineage: Eukaryota; Metazoa; Arthropoda; Insecta; Lepidoptera; Tortricidae
Gene: RpL15
Product: large ribosomal subunit protein eL15
Exons: 5
Coding region: 86-700 (204 amino acids)
Biological process (GO): cytoplasmic translation
Cellular component (GO): cytosolic large ribosomal subunit; ribosome
Molecular function (GO): RNA binding; structural constituent of ribosome
Source: RefSeq, a predicted model, not a curated record
UGUCAAUGUCAGCACAUUGUACAUUUAGUAUUCUUUUCCGGUUUACCUGUGGAGUACGCGAGACGUCUGCCACAGGCUUCCCAAGAUGGGCGCGUACAGAUAUAUUCAGGAAUUGUACCGCAAAAAACUGAGCGAUGUUAUGCGUUUUCUCUUGCGCAUAAGGGUAUGGCAAUACCGGCAGUUGACGCGCAUGCACCGCGCCCCCAGGCCCACCAGGCCUGACAAGGCGAGGAGGAUGGGAUACCGCGCCAAGCAAGGGUACGUAAUCUUCAGAAUCCGCGUGCGCCGCGGAGGCCGCAAGCGCCCGGUCGCCAAGGGCGCCACCUACGGCAAGCCCAAGAGCCACGGAGUUAACCAGUUGAAGCCCACGCGCAACCUGCAGUCCAUUGCUGAGGAGCGUGUUGGUCGCCGUUGCGGAGGUCUCCGCGUCCUGAACUCCUACUGGGUUGCCCAGGACUCUUCCUACAAAUACUUCGAGGUCAUCCUUGUUGAUCCUUCCCACAAGGCCAUCCGUAGAGACCCCAAGAUCAACUGGAUAGUGAAUGCUGUCCACAAGCAUCGCGAGAUGCGCGGCCUCACCUCCGCUGGUCGCAGCUCUCGUGGUCUUGGCAAGGGCCAUCGCUACUCACAGACCAAGGGAGGCUCCCGCCGCGCCGCCUGGCUGCGCCGCAACACGCUGCAACUCCACCGCAAGCGAUAAACAACAAAUGCCACUUGUCAAUGACUUUCUAUUUGUCUAUCUUUAUUUUCACAUGGAAAGCCAAUGGCCUAAUAAACAUAAAAACCUA